AAGCCAGACUCACUCAAACCAAGGUCUGAUCUCUGAGAGCAACCCACCUCAACUUGGUCUCCAGAAUGUUGCAGUACGUGGUUGCCCUCUGCCUUGUGGCUGUGUCCUGGGCACAGGACUGCCAGGUGGCUAACAUCCAGGUCAUGCAGAACUUUGACAGGACCAGGUACACAGGCGUGUGGUAUGCAGUGGGUAAGAAGGACCCGGAGGGCCUGUUCUUACUGGACAACAUUAAGGCCAUAAUGGUUAUUGAUGAGAAUGGUCAAAUGACUGCCACAGCCGAGGGCAGAGUCAUCAUUCUUGGCAACUGGGAAACAUGCGCUAGAAUGAUUGCCACCUUCCAUGACACUGACGACCCAUCCAAGUUCAAGAUGAAGUACUGGGGAGCAGCUGCCAACCUGCAGGAGGGAUAUGAUGACCACUGGGUGAUUGACACUGACUAUGAAAACUACGCUGUGCACUACAGCUGCAGACAAGUAGAUGAGGAUGGCACAUGCAAAGAUGGUUAUUCUUUCAUUUUCUCCCGACACCCCACUGGUCUGAGACCUGAAGAUGUGGCCAUAGUCACCCUUAAGAAAAGGGAGCUCUGCCUGCUGGGAAAAUACAGGCGUGUAGUGCAUAAUGGUUAUUGUGACACAGCACCAGCCAAGUGAUCUGAAAACUAUCAGGAACUUUAAUUUUGUCUUUUACCUCAGGGACUUUAAAACACUUUAUCACUGAGGAGAAAAUAAAGCAUUCAUGUUUCAUGAACUUGUACCACUGUAAAUAGAAGACUGGAGACAUGUGUCAUUAUUGUUACUGCUUUUCUGUCACUGGACCUUCCCUUUCCCAUUUAAGCUUAUGCUAUUUCACAGAUGUUGACAAAUCCUAACUAUAUUGGGUUCAUUCUAUGGUUGUAUGAGGUCAGUGAUCCAUUUUACAAUUACAUGGAAGUAAAGUAGUAUGUGUAUGUAUAAGUACUGUGCUUAAGUAUACACUUUAGGUAUCUGUACUUUACUUCACUUAAGUAAGUUUUAAAGUGUAUACUUUUUACUUUUACUUCACUAUAUUUGAGAGCAGGUACCUGCAUUUUCUACUCUACAUUUUUUAACUGGAUAAAAAUGAAAAAUACUGGAGUAUUUUCUUGCUCCAAUAUCUGUAUUUUUAAGUAACAAAUUGUCAGUCAAGUAUUUUAUUUGUAAAUGAAAUAAAAUUGCAGUAUUGGAGAGA
This is a messenger RNA of Boleophthalmus pectinirostris (great blue-spotted mudskipper), 1209 nucleotides long. It is a transcript of the gene rbp4, whose product is annotated as retinol binding protein 4, plasma. Gene Ontology annotation, biological process: retinol transport. The record is from RefSeq and is a predicted model, not a curated record. NCBI's taxonomy places the organism in Eukaryota, Metazoa, Chordata, Actinopteri, Gobiiformes, Gobiidae. The coding region runs from base 66 to 653 and encodes 195 amino acids. Gene Ontology annotation, molecular function: retinol transmembrane transporter activity; retinol binding. The transcript has 6 exons.